Closterium sp. Naga37s-1 is the source of this 2994-nucleotide messenger RNA. NCBI's taxonomy places the organism in Eukaryota, Viridiplantae, Streptophyta, Zygnematophyceae, Desmidiales, Closteriaceae. The record is from the annotation of a GenBank genome assembly.
AUGGGAUCCGGCGUAGUAGCCGAGUCACACCCCCUGCCCCCUCAUGCCAUCCGCUCCCCCCGCCCCCACCCUCCGCGUGCCCGCUCCCUUGCCGCCUCUUUUGACCCUCCCUGCCCCCCUCGCCGUUUCCCACCGCCCGCCAUUCGCUCCUCCCCGCCCGUGCGCUCCCCUCGUUUUACCUUCUCCUCCCCCCUCCCCUCCUCUGCUGCACGCCUCUUCCUUCCCCUCGCCGACCCACUCCACUCCCUGCCCCUCCUCAAUCCGCACCCUGCCCCUCGUAUCUCGCCCCCCUAUGCUUGGUUUCUCCCCUCCCUGCCCCUCGCCGCCUUUCUCCGCUCCCCACCUCCCCCCUCUCCCUGCCCCCCCACUCUCCCCCCCUUGCCCUUGGCUUCCUACCUCCCUGCCCCACCUUUCCCCCCUCCGUGUGCUCAGCUUCUCCCCUCCCUGCCCCUCCCUCCUCCCCGCCCUGCCCCUCAUUUUCCGCCCCCCCACGCCCGGUUUCUCCCCUCCCCGCGCCUCCCUUUCUUUCUCCGUGCCUCUCCUUUGCUCCCUCCCUGCCCCCGCCUGCCCAUGCCCCUGUCUUUGGCUUCUCCCCUCCCUGCCCCACGUUUCUUCCCUCCCUGCCCCCCCUCUGCCCCUCCCUUGUUUUCCCCUCACCCAUUGCUUCUCCCCUCCCUGCCCUUGAUUUCCCGCACCCCUGCCCUUGUUUCCUACCAUCCAUGCCCCUCGUUUCCCCCCUUUGUACGUUCAGCCUCUUCCCUCCCUGCCCCUCCCCUCCUCCCCCCCUGCCCUUUGCUUUCCCCUCGUACGCUCCCUUCUUCCCAUCCCUGUUGCCCUCUUGCCACCAUCAGCCCAUCCGCACCAGCAGCCCCCCUCCCACCCUUGUCUCCCCCCCCCCCCUUUCCCUCUCUCUCUCUCUCUCUCUCUCUCUCUCUCUCUUUCUCACACACACACGCACACUCCCCUCCCCCACCCCCCCACCCACAUCCUCCCAUUCUGUCCCUCCCUGCCCCUUUCCCACCCCCUUUUACGUCCCUCACCUCCCACCUCCGUGCAACUGGUUUCCCCCCUAUGGUGCCUCCCUUGCAUCGCUCGCCCCUCUGCUCACCCUCUGCCCGCCCCUUUUCCGUGCCCUCAGCUGGCCCCAGCCCCUGCCCGUUGCUGCCCCUCCCCUUGCCCCCUCAACUCCCCUGCCCCCCGUACACCCAGUCCCAUCCAACCGCCCCCACCCUCCCCCGGCUGCCCGUUUCCGCUCUCCACCCCCGCGACCGUGUGCGGCUUCCAACCGCCCAACGGUGUCCCCUCUUCCUUCACACCCGGGCAGGGACAACGAAAACCAAGCCGGCCGGCGGCGGGAAGAACAAAGGCAAGGAGGCAAAGGGCCAGCUCACCUACUCCCCCCUCUCUCCACUCCCCUACAGGCGCCCCCCCCCCCUUCCUCACAUCCCCCUCAAACUACACCCAAUCGACGGCCCCCUACCGCAACCCAUGGUCACCGAGGAGGGCCGAGGGGGCUCUCUAGCGCAAGGACCACACCCGGGCUCCGCUCAGCCAGCACGCCCCACCCCACCCUCUGCCCUGCCACCCCUCUUACCUUCAUUAGCAGGCAGGCAUGUUGCUGGGGACCCCACAGGAGAUGUAGUGGCGCCUUCCCCCAUUCAGCAUGUUGCUGACACACUUCCAGUGGCGCAGGAGGGCACCAGCACCAGGUCCCUCCGGUUGACGACCUCCCUUCCACGGCUAGCUCCGAUGGCACCACCCCACCCGACCCCGCCGAUACGGCCACGUCACCGGACCAGCCCAUCACAUGCACUACCUGCCAGAGCACCCUGGCAAGCACCCGAGCACCCAGGCACCACACACCCUUCUGCCACCACAGCGGAUGCAGCUCGCCGGGCACAGGCCGUCCAUGACACCACCCUCGAUUCUCCCUUCUCUCUCACAGCCCCGAGCGACCGGGAUACAGUUCACAGACGCACAGUGGCAGACGCUCGACUCGGUGGACUGGACAGAAGCUUUGCUUCAGGUGAGCCAGAGCAGAUCAACUGGGCUCUACAGACGGCGCUAGAGGGUCUCCCACCUGACGUUCUCUCUCUCCUUCCCUCUUGGCCCUCUUGCGCUUCUGCCUCCCCUGAUUCCCUUUUUGCAGAAGAGAGGGGACACGGGCUGAUGGUCCGUGGGAGCAGAGGGGCGAGGCGGGAGAGCCGGGUGGAGGGGGGCAGUGGGGACAGCAUCAGCUGCGGGGUCGGGUGGCGUGAGGGGCAGGUGGGCAGAGGGGACGACAGGGGGAGCAGACGGGCCAGGACGUGGAGGGGGGACAGCAGGGGCAGGCAGCAGCAGGAGAGCCAGCGGAGGCCGCGGGCCAAGGGCGUCGCAUCUCCGGGGGUGGGCUCGAGGGGUGGAGCAGGGGCGAGAGCAGCAGAGAGCGGACGGAGGUACAGGGGGGGGAGCGGGAUCGGGAGGGGAGGACCAGGGAGUGAGAGAGGCAGCAGGGGGAUCGAGCAGGGGUGGGUUGGGGAGGGUUGGGGGGAGGGUAGAGAGGGGGAGGGGAGAGGACAGGUGGGUAGAGGAGAGGAAGAGGGGAGAGAGACGAUCGGGAGAGGGGGCACCGAUGGGACCAGAUCAGGGCAGCAGCCAGCGCAAGCAGCAGGGACCAGUCGGACUCACAGGCCAUGUGGGCACCUCCUCCCGCAUCCCAGACCUCACCUGCCGCGACUCGUUGGGCAGAGUUUGAUGGUUCUUGUGGAUGUCUCCAUAGCGGAUCCACAGCGGGAGGGGAACGUGCAGCUGAGACUGGCGACCCCCACACAGAUUGGAGUGGCAGCAGCUAGGCGAGUGCAGGAGAAGCUGCGUCACUGGGGGCCGCACUUAGAGGGGUUGCAGCGGACACCACACUUUUACGCGGCGUGGCGGAGACCUUGGCCUUCUGAGCGAGCCGCUGCGUCAGUUUUUGGGGCUCUGCGCAAAGAGGAUAACACAGCGGAGGAGGGAUAG